AUGCCGUCUAUUGGAACUCUACUACAGCUUGUCGGCUUGACCAGCGUCGUCUUGACCACUUAUCGAAUUCUUAGCAAUGUCUCGCUCUGGCUUCCUUUCAACACGAGCCUCAACCGCUACAAUCGAGACCCGCGUGCUUGGGCCCUGGUCACAGGCGCAUCUGCUGGAAUAGGACGAGGACUCACCGAGGAGCUUGCUGCAAAGGGUUUCAACGUCAUCCUGCUAGGGCACGAAUGCGAUGAGCUUCAAGAAACACGCGAUAGCAUCAUUGCGAAAUUCCCGGACACCCAGGCCAGGAUAUUGGUUGUUGAUGCGGCGCAGGCUUCACCUGCUGAGAUUGAGACAGCGCUGGUUUCCGUUUCGGACCUUCAAAUCACCAUCCUUGUCAACAAUGUUGGGGGCAUGCAAAUGAUUGGAGCACCAAGGUUUCGGAGACUGGAUCAGUACUCGGCUGAGGAUCUGGACGGCGUCGUAUUCCUGAGUGCUCGAUUCAUGGCUCACGUCACGCGCCUUUUGAUCCCGCUUCUGGCAAAGAACGGCCCGUCCCUGAUCAUCAACGUCAGCUCCGGUGCUAGGAUGGGCAUGCCCGGUGUUGCUGCUUACUCUGCUACGAAGGGAUUCGUAACCUCCCUCAGCAACGCCGUGGCCAGGGAGAUGAAAGUAGAUGGACUCCCAGUCGACGUGCUAGGUAUUGUACCCGGUGAUGUCGAGUCACAGUCGAACAAUGUUGGCCUGCAGCCUGGCUCUCCUAGUUCGAGACAGUUUGCCAAGGCGGUGAUGGAUCAAGCCGGACGGGCUGCUUCCAGAGGACUUCUCGAGAUUUGCCCAUGGCCUAUCCACGCAAUUCAGAUUGCCUUUUUCAACUCCUUGCCCUUGUGGUUGUCGCAGAAGUUGAUGUUUGACGUAUUUGAGAAGAAGAGGGCUGAAGAUGGGUUGAAGAAGGAUUGA
Messenger RNA from Fusarium keratoplasticum, 948 nucleotides. RefSeq lists its product as uncharacterized. The transcript has a single exon. Bases 1 to 948 code for a protein of 315 amino acids. NCBI's taxonomy places the organism in Eukaryota, Fungi, Ascomycota, Sordariomycetes, Hypocreales, Nectriaceae. Gene Ontology annotation, cellular component: endoplasmic reticulum. Gene Ontology annotation, molecular function: oxidoreductase activity. The record is from RefSeq and is a predicted model, not a curated record.